This is a messenger RNA of Electrophorus electricus (electric eel), 2652 nucleotides long. Its product is annotated as extracellular calcium-sensing receptor-like. The record is from RefSeq and is a predicted model, not a curated record. Gene Ontology annotation, biological process: G protein-coupled receptor signaling pathway. Gene Ontology annotation, molecular function: G protein-coupled receptor activity. NCBI's taxonomy places the organism in Eukaryota, Metazoa, Chordata, Actinopteri, Gymnotiformes, Gymnotidae. Gene Ontology annotation, cellular component: plasma membrane.
AUGUGGUUUGUUUCAUACUUGUAUCUGAGCAUGGCCUGGAGCUCCUCAGCCUCCCUCUCCCUCUCUGCACCCCCAGCUCCAGGCCUGCUCCCUGGCCCCAGCUCCUGCCGGCUCCAGGGGCACUUCCAGCUGAAUGGGAUGCAUCAGGAUGGAGACCUGAUUGUGGGGGGCCUGUUCGAGGUCCACUUCCUCACCGUGUUCCCAGAGCUGAGCUUCACCAGCGAACCGGAGCAGCCCUACUGUCAACAGUUUGACAUGGCAAGCUUCCAGCAGGCACAGACAAUGGCGUUUGCUAUUGAUGAGAUCAACAGAAAUCCUCACCUGUUGCCCAAUGUUACCCUGGGCUACCAUCUGUAUGAUAACUGCGUGAAGCUGGCUGUGGCAUUCCGAGCAGCCACAGCCCUAAUUAGUGGGACUGAUGAGGCCCUCUCAACCCUGGACUGCACUGGCUCCCCCCCGGUGAUUGGAAUAGUGGGGGACCCGGGAUCCACCCACUCUAUUGCCAUCUCUAGUGUGCUGGGGCUGUUUCGAGUGCCCAUGGUGAGCUACUUCGCCACCUGCUCCUGCCUCAGCAACCAGCAACAGUACCCCUCCUUCUUCAGGACCAUUCCCAGCGACGUCUUCCAGGUCCGCGCCAUUGUGCAGAUCUUAAAGCGCUUCAGCUGGACCUGGGUAGGCCUGAUCUACAGUGACGAUGACUAUGGUAUCCAUGCUGCCCUCGCCUUCCACCAGGACCUGCAGGGGCAGUUUGGUGGCUGUGUGGCUUACUCCGAGAUCUUGCCACGAGACAACAAUUGCAGGGAUGUGGCCCGCAUUGUCGGAGUGAUCAGAGCUUCCACAGCCAUGGUGGUGGUGGUGAUCUCCACUGAGGCUUACCUGUUGCCGUUGAUGGACGAAGUGGCCCAGAGGAAUGUAACUGGCAGGCAGUGGAUUGCCAGUGAGGCCUGGGCCACCUCUCCUAUCUUCCUCACCCCGCAUCUGCUGCCCUUCCUCGGGGGCACGCUUGGGCUUGCAAUCCGCCGUGGGGAGAUCCAGGGGCUCCGGGACUUCCUGCUGAACAUCCGCCCUGACAGAGACCCUAAAAACAACAUAGUGAGGACCUUCUGGGAGGAGAUGUUUGAGUGCACAUUUGAUUCUGGAAGCACACAACCCAAUGGAGAAAGGGAGAGAAAGGUGUGCACAGGGGCAGAAGAUCUGCGUAGCAUGGACACAGCGUACACUGACAUGUCUGAACUCAGGGCUUCGUACAAUGUGUAUAAGGCUGUUUAUGCUCUUGCGCACGCACUUCAUGACCUGAUGCAGUGUGAGGAGGGAAAAGGACCCUUCAUAAGCCACAGCUGUGCCAGCAUACACUCUCUGCAGCCUUGGCAGGUCGUCCAUUACCUGCAGAAUGUGAACUUCACCACUGGCUUUGGUGACCACGUGUCUUUUGACAAGAACGGUGAUGCCCUGGCUAUCUAUGAUGUCAUGAACUGGCAGCCAAACCCAGAUGGAUCGAUCAGAGUUCAUACAGUGGGUGUUGUGUAUGAGACCGCCCAAGCAGGGGAUGUCCUUACAGGGGAUGUCCUUACACUAGAGGAGGGCGCCCUCUACUGGAACUUCAAGUCAAAGAAACCGCCCCGGUCUGUGUGCAGUGAAAGCUGCCCUCCAGGCACCAGGAGGGCCAGACGGAAAGGUCUGCCCAUCUGUUGCUUUGACUGUCUUCCCUGUGCAGAUGGAGAGUUUAACAAUGUAACAGAUUCUAUUGAAUGUACCACGUGUCCCGAGGAGUUCUGGUCCAGCCCAGAUAAGGACCGCUGUGUCCCUAAAGAACUUGAGUUUCUGUCUUAUGAGGAGCCGUUAGGCAUCUCCCUGACAGUGGCCUCCCUGUUGGGCUCCUGCUUUUGCACCGGGGUUCUGGGUGUGUUCGCACAUUACCGCCACACCCCCGUGGUCCGUGCCAACAACUCAGAGCUGAGUUUCCUGCUGCUGCUGUCACUCAAACUGUGCUUCCUAUGCACGCUGCUGUUCAUUGGCCAGCCACAGCAGUGGACAUGCCGACUGAGGCACGCGGCAUUUGGCAUCAGCUUUGUACUGAGCGUUUCCAGUAUCCUGGUCAAGACCAUGGUGGUCGUGGCUGUCUUUAAGUCCUCUCGGCCAGAAGGCCAAAGUGCCUUGAAGUGGUUUGGUGUACCCCAACAGAGAGGCACAGUGCUUGCCCUCACAGCCCUCCAGAUAGCCAUAUGUGUAGUGUGGCUGGCUAUGGCAUCCCCCACACCCCUUAAAAACACUCAUUACAUCAGCUCUAAGAUAGUGUAUGAGUGUGCCAUGGGAUCUGUGCUGGGCUUUGCCACUCUGUUGGGCUACAUUGGCCUCCUGGCUGCCGUGAGCUUCCUGCUGGCCUUCUUGGCGAGGAACCUUCCAGAUAACUUUAACGAGGCCAAAUUUAUCACCUUCAGUAUGCUGAUCUUCUGCGCAGUGUGGAUCACUUUUGUGCCAGCAUACAUCAGCUCUCCGGGGAAGUAUUCAGUGGCUGUAGAGGUCUUUGCCAUCUUGGCCUCUAGUUUUGGUCUACUGCUGGCCAUUUUUGCCCCAAAGUGCUAUAUCAUCCUCCUGCACCCUGAGAGGAACACUAAAAAAGCAAUUAUGGGUCGAGCAAGAGAAAAGAAAUAG